CUGCUCUCCCAGUCCGACCUUUGCUUAGCUAUUCAUGAAGCAACUUCUGAUUGCCUUGGCGGUGUUUUCGGUGGUGGGCAUUGGGACUACAGAGAGGUCAUGUCUGAAACACGCAGCAUUUUCUUCUACAAACUUUGAGAACAUCCUGAUAUGGGAAACCAAAGCAGAUAUUCCCCCCCCUCAACUGUAUUUGGAUGUGCAAUAUAAACAGUAUGGAGAAAAAGUUCUGGCUUAACAAGCAUAGUGCCAGAGUAUCACGCAGCCUUUCUGCAACCUCACUCGUGAAACGGAGAACUUCACGGAGCAUUACUACGCCAGGGUGAGGGCCACUGGCCAGAACUACUGCUCGUCCACCUGGGUGCGCUCGGAAAGAUUUGAACCCAGAAAAGAGACUAUUAUUGGAGCUCCAGAAGUGGAGUAUAUACCUCACAUACGGUCCAUAAAGUUUCUUAUACGGCCCCCGUCUACUCCACUGAGAGGUGAGGAUGACCGCCAGCUAACCAUAGAGGACAUUUAUAGCAAGCUUGGUGCUGUUGAUUACCACUUAACAAUAUUUAACCAAAGGACACAUCAAAAGUGGACAAAGAAUGAGCACAACAAAGAAUUUGAAGUUUCCGACUUGGACCCAGACACUGAAUAUAAUGGAACAGUAUACAUCUCUGUCCUCCAGAGAAGCAGCAGACCUCAAGUAUUUGUGGUUAAAACACUGGCAGACAACACGUGGCUUCUCUCCUGCUUCGUGGCACUCAUGUUCUGUGCCGGACUGGUGCUUGCUGCAAUUAGUUACGUGAUCUAUAAAUACAUCAAGCAACACGGCACACAGCCUAUGUCUUUGGACUUCAGAGGGAUUUCAUCAUUCCAGCCUCUUAUAUUGACAGUGGAGCAUAUUAUAAAGCCCAUGAGUUUAUCUAGACCUCCGCUUCUCAUUCCUGAAGUGCAGGUACCGCGGAUCAGCCAACAUUUGGACAGAGCACUGCAGCAUGCACCAUGGUCUUUCUGUCCUCCAGAAACUGCCUAUCAGCAACAGACAGACGUGCUGACAUCCAAGCUGCCAACUCAGCCACCCUGCUGGGCAAGCACAGCUCCCACUGGUUACGCUCCUCAAACAGCUGAGCAAAGCCUUCCUACUGCUGUGUCCAGCAAAAUUCUGCCCCUAACCUAUGGGGUGUGUGUUGAGGGCACAGACCAUGUUGAUAAGAAGAAUUUGCAGCCAAAUCAAAUGCUAAAUGAAAUUUCUCAACAUAGUUUUGUUGGUGGAAAGCUCAUCACCCAGAUGCUGGGUGAAAACUGCAGCCAUUGGAAUUAUGAAGACCAGAAGACAAACAUGGCAUUCUGGAACAGCAGUGAGACGAGAGAACCAGUUAUUUUACAGGGGAGUCCUAGGCAAACACAGCAACUGCUGUUGCAGACUGAUGGGAUGGAAAGUAAAGUGCAUGUAUCCCAGCUGCCACCGCCCUUGCUGGAACAAGCAGGAUGCUAUAGACAACAAACAGCAGAACUGCCACUGUUACUGUCUUCAGUGAAAGUUGAUACAGACUGUGUUCGAGAGGAUGAACCACUUCCACUCCUGCCAGCAGCCCUCGUCCUCUCGGUUGGUGUGGGUAACAACUUCCCUGGAGAGGACAACACAGAGCAGUGGAUGCUGCUAGAUUCAUUCUCACGUACGGCAAAUAAAUUGCAGUUCCCAGAGACUCGAGAAACAGAAACAUUAACAGCAACAAAGGAGCUAAGCCACACAAACCUGAAUAAUGUUGUGUCCCAAGACACUACCUCAGGCUGUGACAAUGGCACUCCUCUCAUGACAAUGUUCAAAGAUCUGGGCUUAAAAGUACUGUGGGACCAGGAAGAAAACAGAGAAUUUUAUUAGGGUGACUUAAUGAUAUUAAAAUCCAGAUUACACUUGCUUGGAGGAAAUAGAAGCCUACCUUACAAACAGAACAAUGCAAAUAAACAUAGCUAAUCUGGGAUGAAUCAGCACGGCACAGGCUUGUUAGACAGCUUCCACUUUUCUUCUGUCAUGGGGACAGGUGCCUUUACUUACACGAUUACUUCUUGGUACGCUACAAUACUGUAUCUUUGCACCUAAGUAAAAGGUCUUUAUUUCUUGGAUAUUCUUGAAAUUGAUUAUGACUUGGGCUACUUAAAGCUGAGUUAAGAUUCAAGUUCAAUUUACUGUAAAUCCAGUUUACUGUAAAUUUGGCAAAGUUCACAACAGAAACUGUAUUUGCUCUUUACUGAUACCAAAGAUCUAGGUUCAAGAUAUACGAGUAUCCACCCUUUGAAGAAACUGAAGUGCAGGUGUAUAGAAAGAUAAAAAACUUAAGUAUACUCUGGCACAGUAAAACAACUAAAUAUAUAUUGGUGUUCUACCCUUGGAUUUAUGAUUUGUGCAAAACAAAAGGCUACUUCCAUGAAAUGGAUUUUGCUGUUAAAGCAGUCACUGAAACUGUGGUUAUAGCUUUUGGUGCAGCAAUUCUGUGAUCCUACACAUCCCCUGUCCUGCUGGGCCCUUUGAUGCCUGUAGAAAGACAGGCUUUUCAUUGCUGCAACAGAUUAAUGCAGUCCUGGCCCAGUCCUGACAUACUUCUCAACUCCUGUUCAUUUCUUUCUCAACUCCUGUUCAUUUCUUUCUCUGAAAUAGUCGCACAUUCUCUUCUUCCCUUGAGAUCCCCAAAGACGAAGCAGCUAGGAUCACAUUUCACGUAGGCAGGAACGUUAGGAUUUACACUACUCUCAGUUCAGCCCUGAAUCUUAAUUUACACCAAUCUCAAUUCAUGCAGUCAGUAAUCUACAAAGCAGAGUAGGGAGGUCUUGAGCUGCUCCCUCCCACCCUUCACUGACACUGUUGGUGGGGAACAUGCUCCAUCUGCAUGAUCGAGAGGAGCCUCCAAUUGCAGACCCUUCUCUGCUCCUGUUACCAGCACAUCCACCUCCAGGGCUGGAAUGAACCACAUUCAAUGUAAACUGAGACCUGAAUUCCUUUAGUGCUUCACCUUUACCAAAAGCAAGGUAAACAGUAUUUAUUCAGGGACAGAGGAGGCAAUUUGUUUUAAUUAAGAGGAAAGCAUAGUUCAGCCUGUUGAUUUCCACUGGUGUGGUGAAAAUCAGUGAGUAUCUGAUGACAUCAGUUUCAGAGGAGAACUGAAACCAUUUACAGGAAUAAGCAAGGCUUUAAAUGGUAUGGGGAAGCACUCACCUGAACAGCGCUACCAAAAAAGGCCAAUGAGAAGCAAAACUCAGCUGUUCUCACUACAAGCGCACUUAGGGGUUUGCUCAGUCCAGGGAAGCUGAGGCUAAAAGCUAAAUUCCACUUGCUUUGGUGUGAUUUUGCAAAUAAACAGUAGCCUUACAAAGUAAAGAGGUUUGAUUAAAGGAUUAAAGUAAUAGUCUUAGAAACUUCCCAGGCAAAGGUUCAACUCCAAACUCCAGCAUCAGUAAGUUGUGUGUGGCAGGAAUGACAGCAACCCCGCUAUGCCCCAUCCUGUCCUCAUCUGUUCUACCCCUAACAGCCGACGCUGUGACGAACAGGGAACGCAGUCAAGAGAGAGACUCUGAAAGCCAGGUCUUAAGGAGUCAAUGGACAGCAAUAUUUUCAACUUCCUGCUCUGACCAUGGCUAAGUCAAUAUUUACCUUUUCAGCCUUGACACACUAAACAGGAGGAGACUGAUUCUCAUCUCACGAAUCAUCUCUUAAAUAUAACAGGAAGAUCACCACUUCUAAUACUAUUUCUCUUUAGAAAAGCUUGGAAACAGAUGUUGACGCUACCAAGCCUUGUCGUAGCCAUGCAAGGGAAGUGGUAAUCCAUCUCCCAUCAGCACGUGCUGACCUUGCUGCCUUCCACUUCACUGCUUUUCAUAAUCAAAUUGAUUUCAACAUUGUUCCAAAGGUUUUCCCAUGAAGCCAUCCCAAGCUAACUACAGCAGGUGGCAGCUGUAACCCUAGAGACAACAUUGCUCUCUGGCUGCCCAGCUAAAUCCGGGAGCUGCUGCUCCACCUCUCCCCACAUCAGCAGCAGCCAGGGAUCCUCACACAGAGAUGGACACACUGCUGCCAGCUGAGGCUCACCUUCUCCUGUUAUUUGCUAUUUGUUUUGGCAUUGAAAGGUGCCUGUUUGAAAAAUACAAAAAUCAAUGAUGAUUUUUUAACAAGCCUUUUGAGGAAAAAUCUUACUCAAGGAACAAAUUCAAAGCUCCACGCUCUGGAGAGAGAAUGAAGUAGAGUUGAGGGGCAGCUCUGAAACUAUUAGGGACCCUGAUAAAACAGAGUUUAUACUUCAGCUCUGGCACAGCAUUUGCCAAGCAGUAUUGCUGGCAGCAAUGAGGAGCUACGAUGUGGCGAAACUGCAGCAGCUGGAUCACAAUGCUAAGCAGCGGCCUUACACUUGCUGGUUAAGAGGAUUUAAGAUGUUCAUGUAUAUUGCCUUUCUUCUCAGACUGAGAUAAUGAGAGCUGUGAGACAUCAUUAUACAGCAUUUUUCUAAGAAAAAAGUGACAAAAGUGGUCGGCAUCCAUAUCAGGAGAGCAUAAGUAAAGACUCUUCUCCCUAAAACAUACAACAGAGUGUUGAUAUGACAAAGCUAAAUGAAAUUAUUAAUAUUAAGAAGAGUAGACCGUAAUUACUGAUUACUUCUCAUAAUACAAAAUUCAGGAAAGCACUCAAGUGGUCAUGCAACCAAUGAAAGAUAAGUGUUCCUUCGACAGCUCAGCUUACACCAAAACAGAUUCAGUGAUCCCUGUCCAGCAGUACCUGUUUACUGCUUCCUUAGGAAUGUGUGAAACACAGCCACUUAAUAAACUUCACAUGCAGAAGUCCUUGUCGUUCUAGUGCUAAUCUUGUCGAGUUUCAUCUU
This is a messenger RNA of Cuculus canorus (common cuckoo), 4850 nucleotides long. RefSeq names its product interleukin 22 receptor subunit alpha 1 (gene IL22RA1). The record is from RefSeq and is a predicted model, not a curated record. NCBI's taxonomy places the organism in Eukaryota, Metazoa, Chordata, Aves, Cuculiformes, Cuculidae. Gene Ontology annotation, molecular function: protein binding.